AUGGCGAUCCAGAAGAAGCACGGCAAGGGCCGUCUCGACAAAUGGUACAAGCUCGCCAAGGAGAAGGGCUACCGCUCGCGUGCGGCGUUCAAGCUGAUCCAGCUGAACAAAAAGUACAACUUCCUCGAGAAGAGCAAGGUCCUGAUCGAUCUCUGCGCCGCGCCAGGUGGAUGGUGUCAGGUCGCCUCAGAGGUCAUGCCUGCGGGCGCCCUCAUCGUUGGUGUCGACCUCGCGCCCAUCAAGGCGAUCCCGCGCUGCAUCACGUUCCAGAGCGACAUCACCACCGACAAGUGCCGUGCGACGCUGCGCUCGCACCUCAAGCACCUCAAGGCCGACGCCGUCAUCCACGACGGCGCGCCCAACGUCGGCACCGCGUGGGUGCAGGACGCCUUCUCCCAGGCCGAGCUGGUGCUGCAGUCGAUGAAGCUGGCCACCGAGUUCCUGUGCGAGGGCGGCGUGUUCGUCACUAAGGUCUUCCGCUCCAAGGACUACAACGCCCUGCUGUGGUGCUUCCAGCAGCUGUUCAUGAAGGUCGAGGCCACCAAGCCGCCCUCGUCGCGCAACGUGUCGGCCGAGAUCUUCGUCGUCUGCCGCGGCUACAAGGCCCCGAAGAACCUCGACCCCAAGUUCCUCGACGCGCGCUACGUCUUCGCCGAGCUGGCCGAGCCCGCACCGAACAACGAGGCCAAGGUCUUCAACCCGGAGAAGAAGAAGCGCAAGCGCGGCGGCUACGAAGAGGGCGACUGGACCCAGUUCCACGAGGCCACCGUCGCCGAGUUCGUCGAGACCCCCGACCCCAUCGCCAUGCUAGGAAGCCUCAACCGCCUGACCUUUGACCAGACGGGCAACGGCGACGUUGCCAUCGCGACCAUUGACCAGCUCAAGGAGACGACCAAGGAGGUCCGCAACUGCUGCGCCGAUCUCAAGGUCCUUGGCCGCGCCGACUUCAAGCGCCUCCUGCGCUGGCGCCUGAAGGUCCGCGAUAUAUUCGGCUUCUCCAAAAAGGCAAAGGACGCAGCCGAGAAGAAGGAGGCCGAAGCGGCCGACGCCGCCAGGGAGGGCGAGGAGGAAGCCCGGAUCGAGAACAUGGACGAGGAGAUGCGCCUGCAGGAAGAGCUCGAGCGCCUCAAGGACAAAGACUCGAGGCAGAAGAAGAAGCAGCGCCGCAUCGACAACGAGCGCAAGCAAAAGGAGAUUGUCCGCAUGCAGAUGAACAUGGCCACGCCCUUUGAGAUUGGCCUCGAGCAGGCUGGGCCGACCGGCGACGACGCCAUGUUCGCGCUCAAGGCGGUCGAAAAGGACGGCUCGCUCUCCAGGAUCGCCCGCGGCAAGAUGGCGCAGGUCAUCGAGAAGGAGAGGGACGAGUCGAGCGAGGAGGAGCUGACAGACGACGACGAGGGCGACAACCUCGAGCGCUACCUCGACUCGCAGUACGACGAAUAUGUUGAGCAGAAGUCGGCCCGCGACGCAAAGUACCGCGCCAAGCGAGCGAGAGGCGACAACGAGGACGGCGAGUGGAACGGCUUCUCCGACGGUGACAAGGAGGAGAGCGACGACGAGCAGCUCGUCCAGGACGACGACAGCGAUUCGAGCAGCGACGAAGACGAGGAUGCCCCGAAGAAGCUCAUCACAACGCUCGAGGGCGCAGAGUCCGAGGGCGGCCUGACAAGAAGGGCGCAACGCUUCUUCGACCAAGACAUCUUCCAGGGCAUCGACGGCCUCGAUGACAUUGAGGAAGACGACGAUAGCGGCAUCGAUGUUGAAGGCGACGAGGACGCGAAGAUGGAGGACGCUGAAGUCACAGAGGCCCCGUCCAAGCCCACAAAGAAGGCAACCUUGGCCGAUCCCGCACCCGUAGAGUGGUCAGACGAGGACGAGUCGGACAAGAUCGAGGAAGUCGCCCGCGACGAAUCGCAGUGGGAGCACGACGACAUCCCGAUGAAGAACGGCAAGCCCGACAUCGACAUUAUCACCGCCGAGGCCAUGACGCUCGCGCACCAGAUGGCCACGGGCAAGAAGACAAAACACGACCUUCUCGACGACUCGUUCAACCGCUACUCCCUGCGCGACACCGACGGCCUGCCCGACUGGUUCCUCGACGACGAAAACAAGCACUCCAAGCUGCAGCGCCCGACCACGGCCGCCGCCGCCGCCGCCAUCAAGGAGAAGAUGCGCGCCCUGAACGCGCGGCCGAUCAAGAAGGUGCGCGAAGCGCAGGCCCGCAAGAAAUUCAAGGCCGCCCAGCGCCUCGAGAAGCUGAAGAAGAAAUCCGCCAUGCUGGCCGACGAAGAGGGCAUGACGGAGAAGGAAAAGGCGCAGAGCAUCGCGCGGCUGAUGAGCAGAGCGAGCAAGAAGAAGCCCAAGGGCAAGGUUAGCGUUGUCGUUGCCGGCGGAGGCAACAAGGGCAUCAAGGGCAGACCCAAGGGCACAAAGGGUAAGUACAAGAUGGUCGACGCGCGGUUGAAAAAGGACGUGCGCGGCUUGAAGAGGGCGGAGAAGAGGAACAAGAAGAGGUAG
Didymella exigua CBS 183.55 is the source of this 2517-nucleotide messenger RNA. RefSeq lists its product as uncharacterized. The record is from RefSeq and is a predicted model, not a curated record. Gene Ontology annotation, molecular function: rRNA (guanine) methyltransferase activity; rRNA (uridine-2'-O-ribose)-methyltransferase activity. NCBI's taxonomy places the organism in Eukaryota, Fungi, Ascomycota, Dothideomycetes, Pleosporales, Didymellaceae. Gene Ontology annotation, cellular component: preribosome, large subunit precursor; nucleolus; nucleus. Gene Ontology annotation, biological process: maturation of LSU-rRNA from tricistronic rRNA transcript (SSU-rRNA, 5.8S rRNA, LSU-rRNA); maturation of 5.8S rRNA from tricistronic rRNA transcript (SSU-rRNA, 5.8S rRNA, LSU-rRNA); rRNA methylation. The coding region runs from base 1 to 2517 and encodes 838 amino acids. The transcript is spliced from 2 exons.